Triticum turgidum subsp. durum (durum wheat) is the source of this 1170-nucleotide messenger RNA. Lineage: Eukaryota; Viridiplantae; Streptophyta; Magnoliopsida; Poales; Poaceae. The record is from the annotation of a GenBank genome assembly.
AUGGAGGCGGCGGCCGAGUGCGCGGGCGGCGGCGGCGGCGGCAGCGGCGCCCUAAGGGAGGUCAAGAAGGAGGCCGGCGCCGGCGACGUGUUCCUCGUCGACGACCUCCUCGACCUGCCCUGCGACGACGACGAGGAGGAGGACGACGCCGCGGCGGCGGGGUUCGCCGACGGCGCCGCGGACUGUAGCGCCGGCGAGGCCGGGGGCGGCGGCGGGAACGCGUCGGCCGACUCGUCCACGGUCACCGCCGUCGACAGCUGCAGCAACUCCCUCUCCGGCGGCCUCGCCGACGGCGACUUCUCCGGCGGCCUCUGCGAGCCGUACGACCAGUUGGCGGAGCUGGAAUGGCUGUCCAACUACAUGGGCGACGACAACUUCCCCACCGAGGACCUCCGCAAGCUGCAGCUCAUCUCCGGCAUCCCCUCCGCGUCGUCCCAGACGGCCCCGCGCGCGCCCGCCGCGCCGGUGCAGCCUUGUGCCGGUGGUGGCGUCGGCACGGCCUUGUGGCGCUCGGAGGCGCACGCCGGGCAGGUUUCCGUGCCGGGCAAGGCGCGCAGCAAGCGGUCCCGCGUCGCGCCCUGCAACUGGUCCUCCCGCCUGCUCGUGCUCCCGCCGGCGCCGGCCUCGCCGCCCUCCCCGGCGUCCGCCGUCAUCUCGCCGUCCGAGUCCGGGACGGCGUUCCCGCUCUUCCCGAACAAGAAGCCCGCCAAGUCGUCCAAGAAGGAGGGGCCGGCCGCCCCCGCCAUGACCGCCGCCGAGGCCGCGGCCGCGGAGGGGCGGCGGUGCCUGCACUGCGAGACCGACAAGACCCCGCAGUGGAGGACGGGGCCGCUGGGGCCCAAGACGCUGUGCAACGCGUGCGGGGUGCGGUACAAGUCCGGGCGGCUGGUGCCGGAGUACCGGCCGGCGGCGAGCCCGACGUUCGUGCCGUCCAAGCAUUCCAACUCGCACCGCAAGGUGGUGGAGCUGCGGCGCCAGAAGGACACCCCGCAGCAGCAGCUCCUGCACCAUUCUCAGCACCAGCCGCCGCAGCAGCAGCACCAGCUGGGGCCGGGCCUGGGGUUCCAGGUGCCGAGCCCGCUGCUGUUCGACGGGCCGCACCUGGGCGGCGGCGCGGACGAGUUCCUCAUCCGCAACCGCAUAGGCCCCGACCACCGGCAGCUCAUCUAG